Messenger RNA from Ahaetulla prasina, 1422 nucleotides. RefSeq names its product E3 ubiquitin-protein ligase TRIM7-like. Bases 1 to 1422 code for a protein of 473 amino acids. The record is from RefSeq and is a predicted model, not a curated record. Gene Ontology annotation, molecular function: protein binding; zinc ion binding. The transcript is spliced from 7 exons. NCBI's taxonomy places the organism in Eukaryota, Metazoa, Chordata, Lepidosauria, Squamata, Colubridae.
AUGGUGGAUGACAACCCCAUGGAAAAAUGUAUCCUGGAAACAAACUGCUUGAUUUGCGGGCAAUAUUUUAAGGACCCCGUAAUUCUUGACUGCGGACACAUUUUCUGCCGAGAUUGCGUGAUGAAGUGCUGGAAAGAAUCUUCAUCAGAACUUGCCUGUCCUCAGUGUAAGCAUGUAAUUCUUCAGGAGAACUUCAGCCAAAAUCAGCAACUGGACAAUGUCAGAUUACUCAAGCAAUUAAGAGGUCAGGCAGAAGGAGACACCAAAUAUUGUCAGCAACAUCAAGAACAUUUGGAGCUGUUCUGUAAGAAUGACCAGGUCUUUGUCUGUUCAGUGUGUUAUGGAUCUGAUGAGCAUCAGGCUCACACUGUCAUCCCUAUUGAAACAGCUGCUCUGGAGUUCAAGGAUUUAUUUUGCAGUUGCCUGAACAUUUUGAAGAAGGAAAGAGAUGAGAUUUUGCAACUUCAGUCAUACAUGGAGUACGAGUGCCAAACUCUAAUCGAGCAAAUAGGAAGAAACAGAAGAACCAUGAAAGCUGAUUUUGAGGAGCUGCACCAGUUUCUUAAAGAACAAGAGAACUUUCUGCUGAGCAGGAUGGAGGACAUGGAAGAUAAUAUUGUGCGGAAGAGAGAGGAGCAUGUUGACCAGGUCUUCAAAGAGCUCCGUUCCCUGGAGGCUGUCAUCUGGGAAUUGCAGGAGAAAUGCCAGCAACCGAUCAAUGAGCUCCUACAGGAUGCUGGAAGCACCUUGAAGAAGUUCUUGACCAAAGAUGUAUUUGGUAGCCCAUUGAUGUUUCCCUUGGGGCUAAAAUGGGAAAUCUGGGACCUGUGCGAUUUAAGUGCCGUUUUGAAGAAUGCCAUGAAGCAAUUUAAAGAUGCAAUAAACUUUGGAUUUCCGCUGCACAAAGCUCAAGUGACUUUGGAUCCAGACACAGCUCACCCCAAAUUCAUUAUAUCUGAGAAUCGGAAAAGCUUGAUCCUGGGAAACUGGCCUAGACUUCAUUCCCAUUGCUCUAAAAGAUUUGAUCAAUGUUUUUUCGUGCUGGGAUGUGAAGAAUUCAACACCGGCAGGUGCUACUGGGAAGUCACUGUAGACAAUGAGGAUGGCUGGGGUCUGGGAGUUGCUAAGGCCUCUGUGAAGCGCAAAGGGAUCGUCUCUCUAGAUCCCGCAGAAGGAAUCUGGGCAAUGGCGAAGUGGGGAGACCACUGUAUGAUUCUCCUCCCUCCUCAUUUCCCUGCCCAGCUCAUGAGUUGGGCUCUCCACAGGAUCCGUGUAUCUCUGAAUUAUAUUGGAGGUCGGCUGUCCUUUUUUGAUGCAGAUAGAGGGAUUCUGUUAGCUGUCUUCUUGGGGGCUUCAUUUUCUGGAGAACCCCUUCACCCUUUCUUUUGGCUUCAGAGAAAAGCUCAACUCGUUCUCUGUUAA